Molecule: messenger RNA, 918 nt
Organism: Colletotrichum orchidophilum
Lineage: Eukaryota; Fungi; Ascomycota; Sordariomycetes; Glomerellales; Glomerellaceae
Product: enoyl-CoA hydratase/isomerase
Exons: 1
Coding region: 1-918 (305 amino acids)
Biological process (GO): fatty acid beta-oxidation
Cellular component (GO): mitochondrion
Molecular function (GO): enoyl-CoA hydratase activity
Source: RefSeq, a predicted model, not a curated record
AUGUCCCAAAAGCCUAACUUCGCCAAUCCUCCCCCCAAUGUCGGCCCGGACGCCGCCGUCUCUUUCCCCCGCCCACACGUCAUGUUAAUCACCCUCAACCGGCCGCGCCACCUAAACUCCAUCCCCUCGGAACUCCAAUACACCCUCGCCCGUCUCUACGAGUGGUACGACGCGGAGCCCUCCCUCCGCUGCGCCGUUCUGACGGGCACCGGCCGCGCAUUCUGCGCCGGUGCGGACCUGAAGGAGUGGAACGUCCGCAACACUACCAGCAAAUCCCCCACGCCCUCUUCCGUGAGCGCGGACCCGGCCCCACAGGCCCCGGUGGUGACGGCAGACCACCCGGAAGCCAAACCAGGUGAAAAGUGGCCUUCCAACGCCGGCUUCGGCGGACUCUCGAAUCGCGGCGGGAAGAAGCCGGUCAUUGCUGCCGUCAAUGGCCUGUGCCUGGGCGGUGGGAUGGAGAUGAUUAUCAACGCGGACCUGGUGUACGCGUCCACCAAGGCCAAGUUUGGACUCCCCGAAGUGACCAUUGGCGUCAUUGCCAUUGCCGGCGCUCUACCUCGUUUGAUCAAGUCGGUAGGCCGACAGCGUGCCACGGAGAUGGCGCUUAUCGGAAGAACGGAUUACACGCCCGAGGAGAUGGUGUCCUGGGGCCUCGUAAACAAGGUCGUGCAGCCAGACGACUUGAUAGAGACUGCGCUGGGCGCAGCGGAGGCCAUUGCGAGAAACUCACCGGAUUCGGUCAUCGUCUCGAGAGAAGGACUGAAGACGGGGUGGGAGCCGAUGGGUCCUGAAGAGGCGACGGGGUUCAUUGAUCGGACGAUUUAUCGCAAGAUGGAAGCGGGAGAAAACAUGACUGAGGGUGUCAAGAGUUUUGUCGAGAAGAGAAAGCCGGUGUACAAGGACAGCAAGCUUUGA